Thlaspi arvense is the source of this 2509-nucleotide messenger RNA. The record is from the annotation of a GenBank genome assembly. Lineage: Eukaryota; Viridiplantae; Streptophyta; Magnoliopsida; Brassicales; Brassicaceae.
GGAAGAAGAGCCGACAGAAGGAGAAAUGGAUGAAUUUUAGUGAAUCGGCAUGAAUUUUGAAACUCACCAACCAACUCAUUGACAUCGAAUUUACAAAAUAUAAAAUUUCCAGUCAUUUUAUUUUUCUUUCCCUUUUUCGCUUAAUAGUCCUUUCCUUUUUCAUUUUCCGUCGAUAAUCCAAAAAAAUCAUAAUGACACUAAAUAUUAAAUUUAUGACACCAAUACAAAACACGAAACGGAAGAAUCUUCGUUCCUCUUUACCGUCCGGCCGAGAAAAGCCUUAUCACAUCUUCCUCUUCUGUUCUUCUUAUUAAAAGAUGAGAUCUUCUUUCUCUUCUCAUCGCCAUUGAUCUCUGGUUUCUCCUAUUCUUCUUUCCCUCCUUAAAAACCUUCUUCAAUUUCUGGAUAUUUGAUUUAUCCUUUGGAGGGAGAGAGGGUUUUCCCGAAUUCCCGGGCCAGUUCUUGGGAUGGAGGAGAACAUGGCGGCUGCGGCGGAGAGAAGAUCCGGUUGUGGUCUAUUGAACGUAAUGUUCGGUAGACGUGGUUUGUGGUCGAAGAAACCUACCGCCGCCGAUAAUGGUAGCCAGAAAAGCGCAUCUACGACAGCGACCGCCACAAGCGACAUUCAAUUCACAAAAUCUCCCGGUACGGAGUUGAAGAAACCUCGCGACGAUCAGAAGGUUUCCGCCGAGCCGAUCCAGAACAAGAAGAUCCAGAUUCAGAGAUCGGUGGUUCCAUCAAAACCCUCGUCGAAUCAAUACCCUAAUAACCAUCAAUUAGGGAGCCACGAGAAUCAUCAUCACCAGCAACGCACUAGUUACAGCAACAAUAGCAGUAGCAUUGAACCGUACAGAGCAGGACAGAGGAUAGUGCCGAGAGAAGCCAUCGGUUUAUCUGGUGAGCUUGAAAGCAUGAUCACCGAUCAUCAGAAAUCGAGAGGAGCCAAUGGAUUGGUUCGCGCUUCCUCUAGCAAUGUGAUGUUGUUCGGACACCUCGGGAAUCUGAACCAGUCCGGACCAGCGAGUUACGGUAAUGUCAACACUCAGAAUUACGCUAGUUCUGGUGGAGGAUAUGGUGUGAGCAGGACGACUGUGGCUGCUUCCACGGUGACAACGAAGAGUCAAGAACAGUCAGGAUCCUUGUGCAGAGCAAUCUCAACGAGGAUGGAUCCAGAAACGUUGAAGAUAAUGGGGAAUGAAGAUUACAAGAACGGGAACUUCGCAGAGGCGUUGGCAUUGUAUGACGCUGCGAUUGCGAUUGAUCCGAAUAAAGCUGCGUACCGAAGCAACAAGAGCGCGGCUUUGACCGCACUGGGGAGGAUUCUCGAUGCGGUCUUCGAAUGCAGAGAAGCAAUCAGAAUCGAGCCUCAUUACCAUAGAGCACAUCAUCGGUUGGGAAACUUGUACCUCAGGUUGGGAGAAGUCGAGAAGUCGUUGUAUCAUUUCAAGCAUUCGGGUCCAGAGACUGAUCCAGAAGACAUUGCAAAGGCGAAAACAGUACAGACGUAUAUUAGUAAGUGCACAGAAGCAAAGAGAUUACGAGAUUGGAAUGGUUUGAUUGCAGAGACAACAAACACCAUCUCUUCAGGAGCCGAUGCAGCUCCACAGGUGUACGCAUUGCAAGCAGAAGCAUUGUUGAAGACGCAUAGACAUCAAGAUGCCGAUGAUGCUUUGUCCAGAUGUCCGGUUUUCGAUGUCGAAACCAGUACUCGGUACUAUGGACCAGUCGGUUAUGCUGGUUUCUUGGUCGUCCGUGCUCAGGUUCACUUGGCCUCUGGCAGAUUCGACGAGGCGGUGGAGGCGAUCCAACGCGCCGGCAAGCUUGAUGGGAAUAACAGGGAGGUGACAAUGGUGUUACGGCGGGCUCAGGCGGUGACCCAAGCUCGGUUUAGAGGAAACGAGCUGUUUAAAGCAGGGCGGUACCAAGAGGCGUGCGCCGCCUAUGGUGAGGGGUUAGACCACGAUCCGCGAAACUCUGUUUUGCUCUGCAAUCGCGCGGCUUGCCUUUCAAAAUUAGGUCAAUUCGAACAAUCGGUGGAGGAUUGUACGGCGGCGAUAUCUGUCCGUCCGGGUUACCGCAAAGCUCGACUCAGAAGAGCCGAUUGUAACGCCAAGAUCCGAAAAUGGGAACUGGCGGUGGCAGACUACGAGAUAUUGAGUAAAGAGACGCCAGAGGAUGAGCAAGUGACGAGAGGCUUAUCGGAGGCCCAACAACAACUCAUGAAACGCCGUGGCCAAGAUUCUUGAUAAAUUUUCCGGUAUUUGAAAAUCAUUGUGAGGGCUAAAUAUGGAUUGAGUAAAACACUACCGGAAAAUUCAUUUUUCGAAUUUUUUUUUUUUUUUUUGGGCCGGCGAGUGACACCUCAAUGACUAAAUUGUGUGAUUCUUUUUAUGAUUAAAAUGUUUGUAUAGAAAUGCAGAGCUUGUGGUAACGCUGUAUUUAGGUUUUAUAACAAAAACAAAAUUUGUCCAAUAUCAGUCAGACCUUAAAUAGGGCCCAUUUAAGACCC